AUGGGCAGUUGCAGAACUUGUAGACGCCGGCAUGUUAGGUGCGAUACGCAACGGCCUACCUGCCAGACAUGCUUGGCAGUAGGCCUAACUUGCGAAGGGUUUUCGAAUGAAAUUCGAUGGGCGUCCUCCCGAAAACGUACAUCCGUCUACAUGGAAUCUGGCCCUAUCGCCAGAUUUGGGGUCAGGCAUUAUGUGUUAACGGAAGAGGAUAGACGCUCAAUGACUGCUGCCCUCAGCAAGGAUCUGUUGUUGGGUUCUGUCGAUGCUUCUUUAGAGGAGAUUGACACAAGAUCGAGAACUCCGUGCUUUCGUUCCGAACAGGAGGCAAGAAUUGGCCCUUUCGCUGUUCUUCAUAUUUCUGCUCUCUCCAACAAAUUGCAAGACACACAAGUUCCCUGUCUUACGACAGAACCACCUGCAGAUGAGAUCCCCAGCAUCCAGACCUCCAAUGCGAGCAUUCAAACAGUUCUAGAUGUUUCCCCGGCUCCUGUAGAUCCCUUCCUGCAAUGGGAUCUUGGUAGCGAGUUUCCUGCGCUUUCGGCUUACCAUGACUUAGAAUUUCAAUCUACCUUUGAUUGCAUGACCUCGUUGCAUUUGAAUGGCCCCUUGACUGACCAGCCACUGAUAGCAUAUCCAACUUUUGAUGACGAUGAAGGCUGUGAUAUUUCUUCCGAAAACACUGCGUAUCAGCAGACGUUGACGCAUCAGUCGUACAUAAAUGAUGAUAUAUUGAAGAAUGCCCCUGAAUUACUGAAGCAUUUCCAAACAAAUGUUAUACCCCAGAUGACUGUUAUUCCUCUAAGCAAAAAGUCACCCUGGGAUAUCGUGAAUAUACCGGCUGCGUUGCUUACACUGGGAUCAUUGACGAUAAUGAACUGCGAAACCGUUACUCAUGCGCGACAAGCACAUUUAUACUCCCUCCUUGCAUGCUCUGCAAUCGACCUCGCUACGAAUCCAUCAAAGGAGACGACGCGUUUUUCGCGGGAGUAUUGGGAAAAGCUUGCAGAGCAAUGUUAUGCAGAAGCCAAAAGUCACAUACGGAUAUCCUUGAGCGAGGAGACUGGAGGACCCAGGAAGGCCAAGCUUAAAGACCAGUUGAUGGCCCUUUAUGGAAUGAUAAAAUUUACAGUAUUUUCCGGCCAACAUCGAGAUGCAAGGUGUUAUCUUGUCGAUGCGGAGCGACUCCUGCGCGUACGGGGACUACCAAAGCGCAAGAUCUCACGAAGAAUGCGUCUUCUGCUCAAUAUCUACACCUGGCUUCGGAUUUCAGGUGAAAGUACCUAUGUUCUCCAUGACUACACUCUAUUACCGUCGGCAUUAAGUACUUUCAAUCUUCACUGUCAAUCAAAGAGGCCCAUAGCAAGUGGAGAGCGGCCCAUACUAAGCCAUGUGCAGGGCGUUUGUCUAGAUGAUUGUCUACAUAUAGAAAAGCGGAACAUUACAGAUAUCCACCUGCAGGACUCAAGAAAAUCAUCUGAGACUCUCAGUAAACAGGUUUACGGAAUACCCGAGAUUUGGCUUAGCUUGUUAUCACAAACUACCCGCCUCGCAAACAUCAUGGACAUCCUGAGAAAUUCACAGAAUACAGAGAUCACGAUGAGUUGCAUUAUAUAUCAAGCAUUACAGGACCGCGCUUCGCGCCUUGAGCGUGUGAUAAAUGAUUAUACCGCGCGCGAAAUCGAGCCAAAUCAUCGCAGCGAGCAAACGACGCAUGAUACGCUAAUCUUCCGCGCACUCAAUUCAGCCUUGAUUAUAUUUUUCCACAGACGUGUUCGACAAACAUAUCCAGCACUCCUAGAAGGUGAAGUUGAGAAGGCUAUUACAUCUUUGCUUGCAUUCUAUAGAAGACUGAAAGUGAGGGAUCCCCUGGGCCUAGGCACUCUCUGGCCCUUAUUUAUCGCGGGUUGCGAAGUCAUAACCCACAGACAGCGUGAAUCUAUCCUAUACCUACUGGCAAAGGCAAAUCUAAUGAGCGGGCUUGCUCCUUAUAAGAUUGCAAGUGAUCUAGUAACUGAAGUCUGGAGAAGGCAGGAUGAACAGCUGACAGCUAGCCGGCAGGCACCCUUGCCUAGUUGGAUCGAUAUCUCAAAGGAACGAGCCAUAUUUUUAUUAGUCUCCUUCAGACAUCCCAAGGGUGCGAUCUUUUCAAUCUAG
Messenger RNA from Aspergillus pseudonomiae, 2154 nucleotides. RefSeq names its product Zn(II)2Cys6 transcription factor. The coding region runs from base 1 to 2154 and encodes 717 amino acids. Gene Ontology annotation, molecular function: transcription cis-regulatory region binding; DNA-binding transcription factor activity, RNA polymerase II-specific; zinc ion binding. Lineage: Eukaryota; Fungi; Ascomycota; Eurotiomycetes; Eurotiales; Aspergillaceae. The transcript is spliced from 4 exons. Gene Ontology annotation, cellular component: nucleus. Gene Ontology annotation, biological process: positive regulation of transcription by RNA polymerase II. The record is from RefSeq and is a predicted model, not a curated record.